AUGGAAGGAGGCGGCAAGCCCAACUCGUCGUCCAACAGCCGGGACGAUGGCAACAACGUCUUUCCCACCAAGGCGCCCGCGACGGGCUCGGGGCCUGCCGCGGCCGAGAAGCGCCUGGGCACCCCGCCGGGGGGCAGCGGGGCCGGCGGGAAGGAGCAGGGCAAUUCCGUGUGCUUCAAGGUGGACGGCGGCGGCGGCGGCGGCGAGGAGCCGGCCGGCGGCUUCGAGGACGCCGAGGGGCCCCGGCGGCAGUACGGCUUCAUGCAGCGGCAGUUCACCUCCAUGCUGCAGCCCGGGGUCAACAAAUUCUCCCUCCGCAUGUUUGGGAGCCAGAAGGCGGUGGAGAAGGAGCAGGAAAGGGUUAAAACUGCAGGCUUCUGGAUUAUCCACCCUUACAGCGAUUUCAGGUUUUAUUGGGAUUUAAUAAUGCUUAUAAUGAUGGUUGGAAAUCUGGUCAUCAUACCAGUUGGAAUCACAUUCUUUACAGAACAGACAACAACACCAUGGAUUAUUUUCAAUGUGGCUUCAGAUACAGUUUUCCUUUUGGACUUGAUCAUGAAUUUCAGGACUGGGACUGUCAAUGAAGAUAGUUCUGAAAUCAUCCUGGACCCUAAAGUGAUCAAGAUGAAUUAUUUAAAAAGCUGGUUUGUGGUUGACUUCAUCUCAUCAAUCCCAGUGGAUUAUAUCUUUCUCAUUGUAGAAAAAGGAAUGGAUUCAGAAGUUUACAAGACAGCCAGGGCACUUCGCAUUGUGAGGUUUACAAAAAUUCUCAGUCUCUUGCGUUUAUUACGACUUUCAAGGUUAAUUAGAUACAUACAUCAGUGGGAAGAGAUUUUCCACAUGACAUAUGAUCUCGCCAGCGCCGUGGUGAGAAUUUUUAACCUCAUCGGCAUGAUGCUGCUCCUGUGCCACUGGGAUGGCUGUCUUCAGUUCUUGGUACCACUGCUGCAGGACUUCCCACCAGAUUGCUGGGUGUCUCUAAAUGAGAUGGUUAAUGACUCUUGGGGAAAGCAGUAUUCAUACGCACUCUUCAAAGCGAUGAGUCACAUGCUGUGCAUCGGGUACGGAGCCCAGGCCCCAGUGAGCAUGUCUGACCUCUGGAUCACCAUGCUGAGCAUGAUCGUGGGGGCCACCUGCUACGCCAUGUUUGUUGGCCACGCCACAGCUCUAAUCCAGUCUUUGGAUUCUUCAAGGCGGCAGUAUCAAGAGAAGUAUAAGCAAGUGGAACAAUACAUGUCAUUCCAUAAGUUACCAGCUGAUAUGCGUCAGAAGAUACAUGAUUACUAUGAACACAGAUACCAAGGCAAAAUCUUUGAUGAGGAAAAUAUUCUCAAUGAACUCAAUGAUCCUCUGAGAGAGGAGAUAGUCAACUUCAACUGCCGAAAACUAGUGGCUACAAUGCCUCUUUUUGCUAAUGCGGAUCCUAAUUUUGUGACUGCUAUGCUGAGCAAGUUGAGAUUUGAGGUGUUUCAGCCUGGAGAUUAUAUCAUACGAGAAGGAGCUGUGGGUAAAAAAAUGUAUUUCAUUCAACAUGGUGUUGCUGGUGUCAUCACAAAAUCCAGUAAAGAAAUGAAGCUGACGGAUGGCUCUUACUUUGGAGAGAUUUGCCUGUUGACCAAGGGACGGCGCACUGCCAGUGUUCGAGCUGAUACGUAUUGUCGUCUUUAUUCGCUUUCUGUGGACAAUUUCAACGAGGUCCUGGAGGAAUAUCCAAUGAUGAGAAGAGCCUUUGAGACAGUAGCCAUUGACCGACUAGACCGGAUAGGAAAGAAAAAUUCAAUUCUUCUGCAAAAGUUCCAGAAGGAUCUGAACACUGGCGUUUUCAACAAUCAGGAGAACGAGAUCCUGAAGCAGAUUGUGAAACACGACAGGGAGAUGGUGCAGGCAAUCGCUCCCAUCAGUUACCCUCAAAUGACAGCGCUGAACUCCACGUCCUCAGCUACCACCCCGACCUCUCGCGGGAGGACACAGUCUCCGCCGGUGUACACAGCGACCAGUCUGUCUCACGGCAACCUGCACUCCCCCAGCCCCAGCACGCAGACCCCCCAGCCGUCGGCCAUCCUCUCGCCCUGCUCCUACACCACCGCGGUCUGCAGCCCUCCCGUUCAGAGCCCGCUAGCCACUCGAACUUUCCACUACGCCUCCCCCACUGCUUCCCAGCUGUCACUCCUUCAGCAGCAGGCACCGCAGCCGCUGCAGACCAAGCAGCAGCCCCAGGCUCCACAGACACCCGGCGGCGGCUCCGCGCCGAAAAACGAAGUGCACAAGAGCGCGCAGGCGCUUCACAACGCCAGCCUGACCCGAGAAGUCAGGCCCCUCUCGGCCUCGCAGCCCUCGCUGCCCCAUGAGGUUUCCACCCUGAUUUCCAGACCGCAUCCCACUGUGGGCGAGUCCCUGGCGUCCAUCCCUCCGCCCGUGACCACGGUGCACGGCUCGGGCCUGCAGCCAGGGAGCAGGGGCACGGUCCCCCAGCGGGUCACCCUGUUCCGACAGAUGUCAUCGGGAGCCAUCCCCCCGAGCCGAGGGGUCCCACCGGCACCCCCUCCACCAGCAGCCGCUCAUCAGAGGGAGUCUUCCUCAGUCUUACAUACAGACCCAGAGACAGAAAAGCCACGAUUUGCUUCAAAUUUAUGA
Molecule: messenger RNA, 2634 nt
Organism: Balaenoptera ricei (Rice's whale)
Lineage: Eukaryota; Metazoa; Chordata; Mammalia; Artiodactyla; Balaenopteridae
Gene: HCN1
Product: hyperpolarization activated cyclic nucleotide gated potassium channel 1
Exons: 8
Coding region: 1-2634 (877 amino acids)
Biological process (GO): potassium ion transport; transmembrane transport
Cellular component (GO): membrane
Molecular function (GO): voltage-gated potassium channel activity
Source: RefSeq, a predicted model, not a curated record